AUAAUCAAAGAACGCUUGCGUCGCGACGUUGGGCGUCUCUCUGUAUUCGCGCUUCCACUUCCACACAUCGCAUUCCCACCGCACGAACAAAGAGCCGCCUAUUAUUUAUAACGUUUGGAAUUCCAUUCGCAUUGUUUAUAGAAAUCGAACGUGCCGAGCAAAUUAUUUUUAAACAUUAGCAAAACCCGUUUCGGGGUCUAAUCCUCAAGUCACGACGUGCCUCAACGUGCAUCCAUCCUCGUCUAACGCAAGUGCUUUUUCCUUUGGCGCCACCUUCUGAGCUUGGUUCGGACCAACCUUCUCCAUCUCUUCAUCCAUCAACAUCAUCAUUAUUAUUAUUGUGAUGUGUUGUGUUCGUGUGUGACGUUUCUAAUUUUUUUCUUCUUCUCUGGUCUGUGCUUCAUUGAAAACACGAAAUUUUCGCGAUUGUCGGUAAUUCUUCAGCAGUGUAUGAACGUUGCGUGUGGGAGGAUUUUCCUUCGCUCUGCAGAUGUAACAUGUAAAGAAGUUUGGUGCAGAGGAAAGUUGAAGGGGUGUUGUUGUUGUGCAGAAGAUUCAGGAUGGAUUCGGAUCCGGAGGACGAGUUGGAUCCCCGGAUCCAAGUGGAGUUGGAAAACCUGAACAAGUCCACGGACGAGAUCAACAAGCUGGAAAUUGAGUUGGACGAGGCCAACACUACAUUCCGCAUGUUACUGAAUGAGGCGACGAGGAGGUUGAAGCUGUAUUCUAAAAAGUUGGGCAGCUGCAUAGAGAAAGCCAGACCUUACUAUGAAGCCCUGGAGGUUGCAAGGAAAGCGCAGACUGAGUGUCAGAAAGCUGCUGUAGUGUUCAGACGAGCCAAUGAGAUACAUGCAGCUGCGAAGGAGACUGUGGCACUUGCUGAGCAGAGGUUCAUGAGCAAUCAGCACGAGUGGCAAUUUGACAAUGCCUGGCAGGAGAUGCUCAAUCACGCCACAAUGAAGGUGAUGGAUGCUGAAAACGAAAAGGCCGAAAGCGGUAGAGAGCAUCAGAGAACAGCUACGCUCUUCAACGCAGCCGAGCAUAAGGUGCAGGAGCUAGAGGAUCGUCUUCGAAGGCACAUCAUCAAGUCAAGGCCGUACUUUGACGAGAAAGGUCUGUGUCAGGAGCAGCUGAAUACGCAGAAGGAUCGCAUAGAAUGGUUGAAAUCGGAAAUAAGCAAGUCGAAGACGUCGUACGCGCAGUCGCUGAAGAAUCUCGAGCAGAUCUCCAACGAGAUCCACAUGAAGCGGAACGGCUACAACGAUCUGCUGGCGAAGCCUCGUGAACCUGGCGUAGGAGCGGAGCUAGCGGACGAGGAUGGUGUAUCUGUUGCGUCAUCUUCAGCGACGAAGCACGGCCAGUUGCCGGACAUCGAGCGCGAGUUGGACAAGUGCGAACUGAGGAGCAUUGGUUCGUACAGCGGGACGACGAGCUCCGCGGUAAGCGAGAAGGACGACGCCGAGGAGAUCGAGGAGUAUUUGGACGAACUGAAGCUGAAGGUGAAGACGCUGGCAGUCAGACCAAUCGACGGCGGUGAGGGCGAGAGCUCCGAUCACGUGUGGGAGAGCGAGCUGAGGAGUACUGUCGAUAAGCUGGACCAUAUGAUGCUGUUGAAAGAGUGCGCCGACGACCUGAACCACUUCAAAAUGGUCAACAACAAUACGACUGAAUCCAAGUGAGAACGACUCGAUCGUCCAUCGAGAGAAUCAAAAAGUUCCACUGAAUCAAUUAGAUCUUGCCUUAAGAAUAUAUUCCGAGACGCGCAUUUCAACAUACCAUCCACACUACCACUAACUAAUUAACUGAUUGAGUGAAGAGAUGCGGGUCUGGUAACCGUUGUGAAUCGAUCGCUUUAAUCCAUUAUUUCCUGAGAGAGAGAGAGAUAAUAUUACGAGAUAGUAUUUUAUUUAGUGUAGUUUAAGGAGGGAGAAGCAAGCAAGCAAGCCGUACAAAUUCUAUCCGCAACGUAGGUCUCUAGUCUGAAAAAUCGUAUUGUGUUUUAUUUUGUAAUUGAUUAUUUUAUAUAUAUAUUUUUUUUCUUAUAAA
Nicrophorus vespilloides is the source of this 2046-nucleotide messenger RNA. RefSeq names its product SH3 domain-binding protein 5 homolog (gene pcs). NCBI's taxonomy places the organism in Eukaryota, Metazoa, Arthropoda, Insecta, Coleoptera, Silphidae. The coding region runs from base 561 to 1679 and encodes 372 amino acids. The transcript has 4 exons. Gene Ontology annotation, molecular function: protein kinase inhibitor activity. Gene Ontology annotation, biological process: intracellular signal transduction; negative regulation of protein tyrosine kinase activity. The record is from RefSeq and is a predicted model, not a curated record. Gene Ontology annotation, cellular component: cytoplasm.